Photinus pyralis (common eastern firefly) is the source of this 1154-nucleotide messenger RNA. It is a transcript of the gene Rab21, whose product is annotated as ras-related protein Rab-21. Gene Ontology annotation, biological process: Rab protein signal transduction. The coding region runs from base 140 to 793 and encodes 217 amino acids. The record is from RefSeq and is a predicted model, not a curated record. The transcript has 3 exons. Gene Ontology annotation, molecular function: GTP binding; GTPase activity. Lineage: Eukaryota; Metazoa; Arthropoda; Insecta; Coleoptera; Lampyridae.
AGUUUACAAUUGAAUGAUAACAGCUGAUUCAGCUGUCAGAAUUUGCAACAAUAAUAUGUAAAGUCAUGAAAAACAUUUAUUACACCAUAAAUCAGCUACAAAAUUGCGCCAAAAAAGCGGUAUAUCAAUAGGAACAAAAAUGGCAAACGUUUCCGGCAAUGCGGGCGGUCACAAUUUCAAAGUAGUGCUGCUAGGCGAAGGCUGUGUGGGAAAAACAAGUCUAUUGUUGCGAUAUAUAGAGGAUAAGUUUAACGCUAGGCAUAUUAGUACAAAUCAGGCUUCAUUUUUAGCUAAGAAAUUAAAUAUCGAGGGGAAACGUGUAAAUUUAUCCAUUUGGGAUACGGCGGGACAGGAGAAAUUCCACGCUCUAGGACCUAUAUAUUAUCGAUCGUCGAACGGAGCAGUUUUAGUUUACGAUAUAACUGACGUAGAUUCAUUUCAACGCAUUAAAAGUUGGGUGAAAGAAUUGAGGAAAAUAUUAGGUACGGAUGUGUGUCUGGUGAUUGUUGGAAAUAAGACUGAUCUUGAGAAGGAUAGAAAUGUUGACAUUGAAGAAGCCGAAGAGUAUGCCAAAAAGGUAGGCGCGACACAUUUCGAAACGUCCGCUAAACAGAACACGGGGAUCGAAGAGAUGUUUCUUUCGUUGACCCAACAGAUGUUAGACAGAGUAUGCGAACAGGAACAGCAAAAUAGCACACUAAAUAGGCAGAACUCGCAGAGACGAAAUGUUCUCGUUGUCGAAGAUGAUGAAGCCCCGCCUCUACCGACCAAACAUUGUUGUGGAAACUCCUAAAGAACACUCGCGUGCGUGAAAAACUUAUAAUCAUAACCAAAUUGUGUUUUUUUGUUAUUAAUAUAUUGAAGGACGUAUAGCACUUCUUUGUAAAUGUAUAACGUAUACGUUACUCGCUUAUUAUUGUCAUAACUAUUAAAUAUAAAUUAUAAUAAUUGUUAAAAAAUGUACAGGAGUGAAAUUUCGUUUGUGUUACACACCAAUAUUCAUUAUUUAGUUUAAGACCCUUUUAAUGAUGCCAUUGCAGUUUUCAUUGCUUUGUUAUAAGUUGAUUUAUCGAGGUUGGUUACGAUUACAUAAUACAAAAAUGUUACACGAAUAAAGAAUGUUCUCUAAUUUAUAAAUAUAUUUUCUUCAAUUA